UCCGAGAAUCAGCCACAGCAGGCUGCGAAGUUCGGUGUCGGUGUUGCCUGAUUUCUCGUGUGCAUUUACGCGCGCUUUCGUUGCUGCCUGUUUGCUUACGAGGAGAGUAAUCAUCCACCUCAAAGCCUGUGCCUGCCUGCACGAACACCAGCAGGGCAAUGAACGCCUACGUUCUUCUGAGCUUGGCCAUUGUUUUCUUGACAACAUUCGUCGAGUACGCUCUUGCAACAACAUGUACCAGAGAAACAUUCGGCAUGACCCAGUACUUCACUUGCCCGGGCCCUGUGGACCUACCAACCGAGCGAUAUUGUUGUGGCACCAAGAAGUUCCGAUACUGCUGUGAUCUGAGCAACUACUCGGAUGCCAUCAAGUCUGUGGGAGUGAUCAUCGGUGUGAUCAUAGUGAUCAUUAUAGCCUUAGUGGUGGUUGUCAUUGUUUCCUGCUUCUGCUGUAGCUGUUGUCUCCUGGCCAGGCGAAGACAGCAAAGGGGCCAAGUCCUUGCAGGCGGAGGCCAGACUGGAGGUGCGGCAGCCACAGCAGCGCAGCCUAUGGUGCCUCCUACAGUGACCCCGUACGUUCAACAGCCAUACCCUCAGCAGCCAUAUCCUCAACAGCCACCUGCCGGCUACCCGGUGCAGCCAGCACCUGUGGGACCCACCAUGCCCGCUCCGAAUUUCGGCUACUACCCGUCGCCGUACGGAAAUCCACCACCGUACACAGACAAUGUGAUGCCCGUGCAGCAGCCACCACCAAUGCAGCAACCCCCGUACAACCCUAGCUACCCGGCAAAGUGAGUGUCUGAGAGUGGAUGCACAGUGCGGCGUGACGUGCGACACCCCGAACCACGGACUGGUGUCGAAAGGUGGUUCCGGGGCAAGUGGCCAGCGUUAGGAGUGACGACAGUUCGGGCUAUGUUUUGACAUUGUUGUAUAUUUGUCACGUGGUCUUGGUUUACAAAGGAACAUGCAGGCAGAUGGUUUCUUCUUCGUUACGAUGUUUGCCGAGUAUCGGUCGUUUGAUUGUAUCUGACAAGUAGUGGCGGGAGCUAUGCGAAAGUUGUCACACUUUGUAACUGGGUCCUGAUGCACGUGGAGAUGCAGGAAGAGAACUAUGGCAAGGAUUGUAGAAGCAGCUUUUGCACUUUAUAAUGUGUAUCUGUGGGGCCUCGGGUAAACUUAAUCAUUUGUUCAUUCUGUGAAUGUGCAUGCGUCGGCUAUUAGAUGUUCGGGGAAACAAUACCCAGGGAGCCUCUUGUCACGCAAUAGGGGCAUUGAAAGCACAGUACUUCCUACAGGAUUAUCUUGUACAACCGUUCGUGUAUAAUGGUGCCAGAUACCACUGAUGGUGAUACUGUGGACAAGUGUCUACAUACUGCACAGAAAAUGCACGCCGAGAUGUGCAAGAGUUCCGUGCUGGCAUAGUUAUCCUGCAGUUGUUGUGUUCAGUGUGGCACUCCUUAAUUUCAUUUUAGUCUAGCCAUUGGAAAUGUACACACGUAGAAACCGUUGAGACUUUCGUGCCGGUCAUGAGUGUCAAGCCUCAGUCAUCUUUUUAUUAUUCAGGCAUUUUGUGAUGUUUUUAAUGAACACUAUUUGAACUGUGACUGAAUAGUGUGCUUUUCUUGAACCUAGUGGCAUUAUGGAGCUCGCUUUGCUGUUGCUAUGUACAGUGCAGCGAAAUUCUCUCAGAGAAUUCUGUGAGCUUGGUGAGUACGUUAGCUGUCAGGCACAACACAGCAAUCUAAGCUUUUUCCUAAUUAUGCUUUGUAACAGUCAAGUAAGUCAUUAUUGCUUUUAAGGCUUCUUCAGUGCCUAGCUUUGAAUACAGCGGUGAGCAGUGAAGCAAUGCAAGAAGGUGAAACAACAAUUUACUGUUGCGAACUUCAAAGCAAUAGAUGGGGAUUUGUGAAAACAGUGGUGAAGUGGGUUUGGAGUUGCAGCAUGGUGCCACUGUUUUGAUAAGCAGGCGGUGUUUCUAUGAGGACUCUAUUAGAUGAAGACGGCUUGACUUUACAAAGCAUUGUUUCAGGGCAGAGUUCACGGUCAUACUCAUCAAGAUACGCACCUGUGGUCCGACAAAGUCGGUCUAUCAAACUUAAGGUACUUAAAAGUAUUCAAGAUGACACUAGUAUUCUUGCUCAGAGGAAGCUCCCUUUUCAUUCCAGAUGUCUGCUGCCAAAAUUUCAUCACAGUACUCUAGGAAGCCUCUCUCCUUAGUUGCGGGCGUUUAAAUCUCUUGUACUUAGGUUUGGAAGAAGAUAUGACUGUAAAAACGGGAAAAGACUGCAUCGUGAGACGUGGAUGGCAACAAUUUUUAUUGCAAAGUGCGUUCCGGCUGCGCGUGCAUGUGUACAACAAAUUAGAAUUGCGAGAGAACAUACAGCCUAAAAAUGGGGACAAGCAGGUUGCAGUGCGAUCUUGCAACAGAGACCCAGGAUUGUGCGCAGUUCAGGAAGUGUCUUGGCACUACGUAGGGCUGACAAGUGCCUGUGCUCCCCUAACUCCCACAGGCUUUUAGCUAAACUUACCUCAUUGUCAAACAGAAUAGUGAGUGAAUAGUGCUGUAAGUGCUGCCAUGUGUUCUUUUUUUUUGUAUUCACGUUUAACACCUAAACACAUAAAAAUAAGUAUUUUGUUCUCCUUGUGUUCUCUUCUCUACAUAAGUGCAGGGCAAUAGGCAUUCUUUUACCUAAUGAAUGGGUCUACUUUAGGGCCGUUAAGAACAAUUCACCUCUUGUUACAGCCAUUCGUAACUCGGAGUACUGUCUGGACAUCUGUGUGUGCCAUUGAGGAGUGCCGUAAAUUUCUAUGAGACUUCAUUCUAGACCUUUUUUUCAUCGUUAUACUCUGUCAUUGUCUCGUUAAUGGCCUACUGCGACAUUACAAGAGGGAUCUUGAGCACGCACAGACUAAGCACUUAAGUCUCCCACCUGCACCUACUGCAUCUUUUUAUAGUCUCUUUCAUGUCUCUAAGUCACAAUGACCUCCUACAACGAAAUGCUGCACUGAAGAUCAUUGCGAGCUGUGCACUUUACGUGCAGUGCAGACCAUGCAGUCUUUGUGAGAAUUGUGCACUGUGCUGCUCCAUGUUUGUGGCUGCGCUUGCUAAAUUUGUUUUUGUGCCAGAGCACUGUAAAAUACUCUUUAGGAACUCUGUUGAUGGCCGCGAGGAUGCACCCACUGCGGCGUGCCCAUUUUGUAAUAGCGACAUCAUGCAUUGAGCCAGGAUGGAGAUGGAAUACUGUUCUUAUGUUAGACUUGCUGGUGAUCCUUUGUUGCUACUUAUUCAAAUGCUUUCUGAGAGUUCCUGUUUGUGCUCCUGAAGCCUGUGUAAAGUGUGUGUUGGCUAUAUCUAAAUCUUAAGCAUUAGUGAAGUUUUUAUUUGUGAUGUAAAUGCAGAGACUGAGUAUACCAUAUAAACAAAAGCAGAGUGAGGACUGUGACUCAGAUUGCAUGUCAUUGUUUGUAGCUUUCACAUAAAAACAAAUUGCCUUGAAGAACUUGAUCAGAGCAAACAUUUGGGUGAUUUGACAUAGCACAUACAUAGCAGAAAGAACUGUACGACUUCUUUUUCAUGGACAGAGAAAGCACAGACAGGCAAGCCAUGAACUCGUGACUUAACUUUUUAUGAAGCCGUAGCAACAUAUCUCUUGGAUAUCGUGAGUCAACAGCGAGCAAGCAAACUCAACAAGUAGGGUAAUCUUCAACGAAAGUUUAGCUGUGAGUUAUGUACACUUGUGUGUCUUUUUAUGUAAGGAAAUGGGCUGUUUCUUUGCCACCAUGAAGAAAUUCCAUGUCUUUCAGCAGUAACUUGCAAACAUACAGCCAUGCUGUAGACAUCUGAUCUGUUCGCACAUUUGCAACCUCUAAAAUGUGCACCUACCAUGUUUCUUUGCAGAUGCCUGAACACUGUAGUAAACCUUUGUAGUUCGCCCAUUUUCCUACUUUUAUGUUCUGACAAGCCCAGGUGGCUAUUGUUAAGUUUAUAUCAUGAUGGUGCUCUUAUCUUUCUUUUACCAUGUCCAAUGUUUCUGCGUGUGCUAUACUAUUUAUGUUAACUUUGUGUGAUACUUAGCUCUUUUUUUUUUCAUGAAAGUAAUAACAGCACCUGUGUUGAGGAUAACGACCACAUGUGCCAAAUUAGUUGCAGCAAUAUAAAAAUUUCUGGUUCUGAAGUGCGAUUUCCUAGAAAGGUAUUGAUCUACCUUUCACGGUUCGAUAUCUCUGAUGUAAUCCUAAUUUGCUGUUAUUCAAUGCUUGUACUUGCUUGAAUUGUGUGUUGGGACUCUCUGUGUUGUCGAAUCAUGCAGUAGCUUGGGCUAUAUUCCAUCGCGAGCUUAUUGGCAAAGAAGUGCAUACUCAUUGUGGCUUUUAGAAUCAGAUACUCCUCAGUCCAAGGUAAUUCAGAAACUGAAGCUAAAAUAUGUGCCAACAUCCAGUGGUUGCAUAUCUGGCUUGUCUUAUUGUGUUGCCAAAUGCACAGCAAUAACUUGCCUGCUCGGUGAACCAUGGAUUUCCAUGCAAUUACACCAACUGGCAUUUUUUUUUUAGUUUAGUCUCAAGGAAACAUUUUAGUCUCAAGGAAACACGCGUUGAGGUAAUGUUGGCCUUAGAGUUGUACUGUUUAAUUUUUGCUCUAAUACUGGUACUAUAUGUUAUAUCAGCACACAAGUAUGGGAUCUGUUCAUUAGGGUGCCCAUGUGUAGAGCUAAAAAUGUGAGAAAUUUUGGGUACUUGAUAAGAACAUGUGCUGCUUCCUUUGUUUUUUACUUGUUUGCUCACAUAAAAGGCUAGGCUGUAUUUUUCCACAAGCCAUUUAAGAUACUCCGAGGCUAGGUCACCAAAAAAUGAUAAACUUUUAUUUUGUGCAACAACAUGUUUACCUUUUGUGCUGCAUGUUAGCUGUUUACAAGGUGAACUGUGCUUGUAAAGAGAAGUGAACUUUCUUUACUUGCUGUGAUUGGUUACUAAAUUUUGAGACAUUUGCUUUUAAAGGCAAGAUCGUCGCACAUUACGAGUGCGCAAUGUUUCGGUUCUAGCAUUUGGUCACUUGCUUUUUGUGUUGGCCAACUGGUUGGCCAAAUGCAAAAUUUCCUCACUGCGAGAAAUUUUUCGCGCUUUAGGAAUUGUCUUGCCCCAUAAUGUCAGUUGAUGUCUAUACUGCGCGCAAUUAGUGUUGAGUGACUGGUGAGAGUUUCUGGACAGCAUUGAAUGAUGGAUGUGCACGCAAAAGUGGUGACUUAUUAUGAGGCAAAAUAAGCCUUAGAGUGUGGAGAACUCUUUCUCGAAGCUAGCAGUUUAUCUAUUUUAAAUACUUUUGCACGUAAUAGGUCACACUGCCCCCUACUCAUUUCCUCCCAAGGUCUUCAAUGCCUUUUGCUAGUCAUUCAGUUCUGACAAUUGCAGGAAACUGUUUUCACUUCUUAAACCUGCUUCCUUAUCUGAAUAUAAUUCGUAAUCUCGUUAUGUGAACAUUUUUUUCUUUUUGUGGUGUUUAAAUGCUGCAGCUCACUCAUCUGGUUUCAGUUUUCUCGUACGGGUUGCAGAAGCAGGAGAGUUAAAAAGCUAACAGGAACAAAUAACACGUGUGCCAUUUAAUUAUACACGAACUACUAGAGGAGGUUUAGAAUUUCUGUCAGCCAUGUUCACACCUACCUUUGUCAGUUUAAUGACUGCAUGGUACGUUCCACUUUUUCAAAAAAAAAAAAUUGUGUUCAAAAUGCCAAUUUGUCACAUUGUUGAUGGUUUUUUGCUCCAAUAAAAUGUAUA
Rhipicephalus sanguineus (brown dog tick) is the source of this 5768-nucleotide messenger RNA. RefSeq names its product protein shisa-5. The coding region runs from base 159 to 794 and encodes 211 amino acids. The record is from RefSeq and is a predicted model, not a curated record. Lineage: Eukaryota; Metazoa; Arthropoda; Arachnida; Ixodida; Ixodidae. The transcript is spliced from 4 exons.